AUGAAUGGUGUGGAUGACACCACAAGUCAAGUUGCUGUUCUUAAAAUGCAUUCUUCUAUAAGGAGGGACACUAUUAAACUAGUAAAGGAUGAAGAAGGAAAGUACUACUUCUCCCUCCAGUUUGACUCAGUUUACAACUGUGCUAUAACUUUUCAUCUCUGAUCUCAGGAGUUGAAGAACGAUAAAUAAUAUUCCUCUGCAUUUCGUGACAGCUCCAGAUCUACCUUCUCCAAGUCAGUAUAAGUUUGAAGCAGGGAUUGGACAGGACUUUCCACCCAAAUUGUCAAUGUUUAACCCGUCUGAUUACAACCAGGAUAGCUUGACCGAGGCUAAGGAUGACUACUAUCCAAUCGUGGUGAUGAUAGAAACAAAUUACCCAAAAGAUUAUAAAGGAAAGGCCAAGAAUAGUUCUCAAAUAGUGUAUGGAUCCUUCAAGCUAGAGGGCUACGAUUAUUCCUUCCAUUGCAUUAAGACAAAGUUCUUGUUCAAUAAGAGAAUGUUUGACAUCGGAGAGAUCUUUGGUGUAGAAGGAGGAACCUCAAAUAUCGUCAAUGAUAACAAUAAGUUAUGAGUAAUUUGCUUUACAAAUGACAAAGACACAGUCGUGCUUCCAUGAAGGCAUAUGUGCUUGUGUAUGGAGUGAUCCCAAAUAGUCAGGAGACAGUCCAAUAACUGACCUAUCUGUAGAACAAAAGUUUCUACCUUCAUCCAAAUCAAGGAAAAAUCAAAGGAAGAUGAGAGAAACAAAGAGUCUAUUUCUGAUGCUAAAAAGAAGGAAGUAGCUGAAAAAGCAGCUAAUGAUGCUAUGAAAGAUGACAAUGAAGAAGAAAUGAGCAGUGAUGAACCUGAAGAGAACAAGGACUCACAUAGAGCAAAUACUCCUGACCUUGAUGUAUAA
Messenger RNA from Moneuplotes crassus, 898 nucleotides. The record is from the annotation of a GenBank genome assembly. Lineage: Eukaryota; Ciliophora; Spirotrichea; Euplotida; Euplotidae.